UCAACCCCAACUCAUUUUCAGUUUCACCUCCCUAGCUUGCCCUUUUUCGACUACCCUUGUUUCAUAACUUCCUUUUUCUCGAGAAAAUAUGGGAAAGGUAGUUAGCAUGUUGUAUCGAAUCCUUUGCCUGCUUUUAGCAUUCUUGCAUUUCCAGGUCCAUUGUUCAUUGAGUUCCCCUUCCUCUUUUCUUCAUUCAGCUCAUUUAUGCCUCCCAGAACAGAGAGCUGCCUUGCUCGAAUUCAAAAACGCCAUUUCUCUAGAUGAUUAUUGUGGGCCAGUUUAUUCUAAUUACCCAAGGACAAGUUCUUGGAAUGAAAGCACGGAUUGCUGUUCAUGGGAUGGAGUCAGUUGCCACACGGUGACGGGUCAUGUCAUUGGCAUUGACCUCAGUAACAGCUGCCUUUACGGUACUCUCCCUGCAAACAGCAGCCUCUUCCACCUUCAAAGACUUCAAUGGCUCGAUCUUAGUUCCAACAAUCUUCAUGGCUCUUUUCUUGAAAACAGCAGCCUCUUCCACCGUCAAGGACUCCAACAACUCAACCUUGCUUUCAACGAUUUCAAUGGCUCUAUCUCAUCAGAGUUAUUUAAUCAAUUAGUGAGUUUGACCCAUCUUAAUCUCUCCUAUAAUUCAUUCUCUGACUUAAUCCCAUAUGAAAUCAGUCUCCUGUCAAAAUUGGUUUCACUCGAUCUUUCCAAUAAUGGUUUGAGAUUUGAUAGUCAAGGUUUUGACAUGCUUGCACGCAACUUAACUGAAUUAAGAAACUUUAUCAUUGACUCUGUAGAUAUGUCUGAUGCUGCAAUUCCUUCCUUUAUGAACUUGACUCCAUCUCUGGAAAGCUUGAGUCUUACUGAUUGUCAACUAGAUGGAGAACUUUCAAGUGAAGUGUUUAGCCUUCCAUACCUCCAGCACAUAGAUUUAGGUUGGAAUCAAAAUCUCACAGGUUAUCUCCCUAAGACAGACUUGAGUAAUGCCAUUAAGUUGUUGGACCUUUCCUUUUGCCGUUUUAGAGGGUCAAUUCCCGCAUCAUUUGGAAAUCUCACUCAAAUCAUCUUUCUAGAUUUUUCAAGAAAUGAUUUUGGAGGACAGAUUCCUGAUACUUUUGGAAACCUUAAUAAAUUGACUUUUUUGUCAUUUUCUUUCUGCAAUUUUUGUGGUCAACUUCCAACAACUAUGUUCAACCUCACAGAACUUACCCACCUGGAUUUGUCACAUAAUCGAUUAGAAGGUUCCCUACCAAAUCAUGUUAGUGAGCUUCAAUUGCUAGAAGAUAUUAGCAUUAACAAUAACCUUAUAAGUGGUGGAGUACCAUCUUGGCUGUUUACUUUGCUAUCUUUGAGAAGGUUAGAUCUCAGCUAUAACAAGCUCACUGGUCCAAUUGACCAAAUUCAGAAGCCUAAUUCUCUUGAAUAUAUUGAUUUGAGUUCUAAUGACAUUCAUGGAUCAAUACCAAAUUCCUUUUUUGAUCUUGUGAGCCUUGAAACGCUUGAUCUUUCCUCAAACAACUUGAGUGGUGUCAUCAGGUCAAAUAUGCUUGCAAAACUCAAAAAUCGUACGGAUCUUCAUCUUUCAAAUAAUAGUUUACUAUCUUUAAGCACAAGCGGCAAUGAUGUUAACUAUUCCUUCCCUCAACUUGUUAAAGUGUCAUUCUCUUCUUGUAGCAUAAGACAGUUCCCAAGUUUCUUUCGAACAUCAACUUUGGAGCUUUUAGAUCUUUCCAAUAACAAGAUUCAUGGUAGAAUUUCCAAAUGGGAAGCAGAAGGGUGGGAACGAUUGAGUGUGUUGAACCUUUCUUACAACUUUCUGACCACCUUGGAGCAAUUUCCAGCCGGAAAGAAUAUUCAAGUUCUUGACCUUCAGUCCAACAUGCUUCAAGGGCCGAUUCUCUCAACGUGCUUGAAUCUUCAAAAUCCAAAUCUAACACAAGUUUUGGUUGUAUUCUUAAUUUCGAAGAAUAAAAUGACCGAAAAUAUCCCUCAAUUGAUUUGCAAUUGGAGUUCGCUUAUGGUUCUUGAUUAA
Messenger RNA from Theobroma cacao (cacao), 2017 nucleotides. NCBI's taxonomy places the organism in Eukaryota, Viridiplantae, Streptophyta, Magnoliopsida, Malvales, Malvaceae. The record is from RefSeq and is a predicted model, not a curated record.